GAUGUGGAGCUGACGGACCCCCGUGGCCGGACGCCCCUGGAACUGGCCGUGUCCCUGGGCCACCUGGAGUCGGUGCGGGUGCUGCUGCGGCACAACGCCAACGUGGGCCGGGAGAACGCCAACGGAUGGACGGUGCUGCAGGAGGCCGUGAGCACGGGGGACCCCGAGAUGGUGCAGCUGGUGCUCCAGUACCGCGACUACCAGCGGGCAACGCGGCGGCUCGCCGGCAUCCCCGAGCUGCUCAGCAAGCUCCGGCGGGCGUCCGACUUCUACGUGGAGAUGAAGUGGGAGUUCACCAGCUGGGUGCCGCUGGUGUCCAAGGUGUGUCCCAGUGACGUGUACCGCGUGUGGAAGCGCGGCGAGAGCCUGCGGGUGGACACCACCCUGCUGGGCUUCGAGCACAUGACGUGGCAGCGCGGCCGCCGCAGCUACAUCUUCAAGGGGGAAGACGAAGGGGCCGUGGUGAUGGAGGUGGACCACGACAAGCAGGUGGUGUACACGGAGACACUGGCGCUGGCCCUGCACGAGCCCGACCUGCUGCUGGCAGCCAUGCAGCCCACAGAGGAGCACGUGGCCGGCAGGCUCACCUCCCCCAUCGUCUCCACGCACCUGGACACCCGGAAUAUCGCCUUCGAGAGGAACAAGUCUGGGAUCUGGGGCUGGCGCUCGGAGAAGAUGGAGGUGGUCAGCGGCUACGAGGCCAAGGUGUACAGUGCCAGUAACGUGGAGCUGGUCACCAAGACCAGGACGGAGCAUCUCUCGGACCAGGACAAGUCACGCAGUAAAGGCUCCAAGACCCCCUUCCACUCCUUCCUGGGCAUCGCACAGCAGCACAGCACCCACAACGGGGCGCCCGUGCUGCAGGCUGCCAGCCCCACCAACCCCACAGCCAUCACCCCUGAGGAGUACUUCGACCCCCACUUCGACCUCGAGACCCGCAACAUCGGGCGCCCCAUCGAGAUGUCCAGCAAGGUCCAGAGGUUCAAGGCGACGCUGUGGCUGUGCGAGCAGCACCCGCUGUCGCUGGCGGAGCAGGUGACGCCCAUCAUCGACCUCAUGGCCAUCUCCAACGCCCACUUCGCCAAACUGCGCGACUUCAUCACGCUCAAGCUGCCCCCCGGCUUCCCCGUCAAGAUCGAGAUCCCCCUCCCCACCCCACAGGUGACCAUCUGGGAGGCGCUGACCAACACCCGCCCAGGCGCGGAGCCGCCGCCCUACGACGAGGACCUGCAGCUGGAAAGGGCCCUGCAGGAGAGCAUGCUGCUGCAGGCCAGGCCCAGCACCGACCCCCCGGCCGCUGGGAGCCCCCCCGGUGCGGGUGGUGGGAGCCCCCCGGCCCCCCCUGGGUACGGCACCUUCGCGGAGCAGCUGCGCCUGGCCAUGGCCCUCUCGGAGCGGGAGCAGGAGGAGCGGGAGCGACGGCGGCGUGAGGAGGACGAGGAGCUCCAGCGCAUCCUGCGCCUCUCCCUCACCGAAAAGUAGCGCCGGGACACUCUGUACCAGGACAGGAAUGUCCCGCACCGGGACAGGGAUGUCCCACGUGGGGUCACGCCAUGCAGGGACACGGAUGUCCCAUGUGGGGACACACCCCUUGCAGGGACAGGGACACCCGACCCAGGGGACACCUCAGCGUGGGCACUGUCCUGCACUGGGACACCCUAGUUUGGGCAUAGCCCUGCCGGGGUGGCCCCCCCGUGAUGGGGACCCCCUGAUGUGGGCACAGCCCCCGCACGGGGGGAUUUGAUCCAGGGAUCCUCCUACCCCCAGGACCCCCAUUCCAGGGCUCCUCUCCCACCAGGCUCAAACCUCAGCCCAGGGAUCCUCACCUGGGGACCCCCACCCCAGGAACACCCCAACUUCCAGGACUCCCUCCCCUGGGACCUCCCUCCUCUUUAGUGUUGUACCUUGAUCCCCUGGGGGGCAGGACGGCCCCGAGGGAUGUGGGUGACCCCUAUUUAAAGGCACUCCAGUGGGGGGGCUGCUGGGGGACCCCCAGGCCUCAUCCCUCGGGGCAGUGGGGGGAGCAGGG
Messenger RNA from Manacus vitellinus (golden-collared manakin), 2029 nucleotides. RefSeq names its product ankyrin repeat domain 13D (gene ANKRD13D). Gene Ontology annotation, cellular component: cytoplasm. The transcript has 13 exons. The coding region runs from base 169 to 1482 and encodes 437 amino acids. The record is from RefSeq and is a predicted model, not a curated record. NCBI's taxonomy places the organism in Eukaryota, Metazoa, Chordata, Aves, Passeriformes, Pipridae.